Messenger RNA from Formica exsecta, 3008 nucleotides. It is a transcript of the gene Cog1, whose product is annotated as conserved oligomeric Golgi complex subunit 1. NCBI's taxonomy places the organism in Eukaryota, Metazoa, Arthropoda, Insecta, Hymenoptera, Formicidae. Bases 125 to 2848 code for a protein of 907 amino acids. The record is from RefSeq and is a predicted model, not a curated record. The transcript is spliced from 9 exons. Gene Ontology annotation, cellular component: Golgi apparatus; COG complex. Gene Ontology annotation, biological process: intra-Golgi vesicle-mediated transport.
CGCUUGACAAUAACUACUAUAAUUUAUGCGACAUUUCAACAGUCUAACCUCUAUGAUAUAGGAUCUACGUAGGAUCUUUCGAAUUCCAAAGGAAAAAUAAAAGGGUGUACAAACUGUCAAAAACAUGACAACAACAAAUUAUUUGGAUUUAGACAUUAAUAAGUUAUUCCAGGAGCAUACCAUUAAAGAGAUCGAAGAGAUUCAGAAAAAAAUUCAAUUGGAAAGUGAUAGAAAGAAGAUAGAAUUACGAACGUUAGUCGGAGAAAGAUAUCGGGACCUAAUAUUGGCUGCUGACACAAUUGGAAAAAUGAAGAUAACAUCCGAACAAGUUACCGCAAGAAUCGCUAAUAUAGAGGAUAAUUUUAGAGAACUGCAAAAAAAAUAUUUAAUCGGUUUUAAAACAGAACCAAUUGGAGAUAAACUAGACAGAAGAGGGCAUGUCUCCGAUUCCAUUAUUAUCCAAAUCAAAAUUCUAAUGGACAUUCCACAGUAUAUUUGGACGAGUAUCGAAGAUCAAGAUUUGCUACUUGCUACACAAUUAUACAUAAUAGCACAACAUAUUAAUUAUAGUUUAAUAUUUGAAGUAGGGAAUACAGAACUGGCACAUAAAUACCCUAUUGUUUCGAAGCAGUGGGAUGUUAUUACUCAAUUCAAGAACAUUAUAUCUAAUGAAUGUAACAACAGAUUACAGUCAUUAGAUGUUUCAACCAUUAAUGCUGCAAAUUGCUUAGCGUCUCUUGUGUUCUUAAAUGAAUCUUCGUUUGUGGAUCUUUUAGAAAAAUUAAUAUCCACAAGAAAUCGUGCAAUUGAAUCUAUCAUUAAAGAAGAGAGUCAUGAUAGUGUCAAGAACAAGUUGAAGUUAUGUAUGAGGAUACUUAUACAAACUGUUCACUUAAUAUAUUCAUGUUUUAUACAUGCAGAUAAUGCGCCGAGCGGUUUAGUCUUACAAUUUAUAACGGACAUAAAAGAUAAAGAAGCAUAUUACUUGUUAUCACAACUUGAUUUAAAUCAAGAUUUACUUGAGGAAUUUCUACCAUCCGUUACCAAAAAUCAUAAACCAUUUGUUCAGGAUGUACCAAACAACUUUCCUUUAUCAAUUCUUCAAGACAGUGUUAAGUCUUGGUUGGAAUGGGUCAAUGAAUUUUCUAAUUUUGAAGUCACCAAAUUAUUAGAUUUAAUAGUUUCUAUCAAAGGCCUAUAUAAUGUCCGGGAAGAGGCUAUCAAUGUGAAUCUACCUGAAAAUUGGAAUUCCAUAUGGGAAGAGCUCUCUUUACCCAGAAUAAGUUUUUGGAUGGAAUUCUUCCAGCCUAUCAUAACUAAACGAGCAAAAUGUAUUAUAAUGGAUAAAUGGGCAGAUGCGCUAGCUGAUUUAAAAUCCGGUAUAAUAGAAUUACUCGAAAAAGUAGCGUAUGACAAAUUUGAAUUUCCAGAACAUGAUUUAAGAUGGUUUGUGUGGAAAGAUUCCCCCAAUGACAUUCCACAAAAGCUUACAAAAAAUGGAGGAUUAGAUAACAAGAGAUCCUUGCUGAUGAAAGCUAAAGGAUAUUCCCCAAAUGUAAUCAAAUUAUGCGAAAGAUUGGAUGAAAAGCUGUACACAUUAUUGUCUGAUCUCGAGCAUUAUUUAUAUGAGACUGAACGAAUAAUAACGCUUAAAGAUAGUUUACUUUCGGCGAACAUAUCUUUAAUUGCAAAUUCAUUUUGUGAUCGUAAUGAAGUCCAAGAACAUUUACAAGUAAUCAGCACCGAAAAUAUUGAAAGUCUUGUACAGUUUAUAAAGAACACGUGUGUUAAUGAAAAACCCGAACAUGGUCAACGCGAUAUAAACGCUAUUGUAUUGGCAAGAUUUCUCUUUGCGUUAACUACUUUAUGUCCAAAUUUAAACAAGUGUUUUACAUCAUCAAAAGCAUCUGGGCUUACUAUCACUAACGUUAAAUGGCAAACUAUUUGUGAAAAUCUGAAGGAAGAAAGUACUUGCAUAUGGUCCAUUUGGGCUGACAUAUAUAAAACUAAAAUACCCGAAUAUAUGAAAAAAUAUAUAUUAAAAGAGCCAAUCGAUGGGUUGCGCGUUCAUUGGAUUGUAUCAGAGUGGGAAAAAGUCACUAUUGAGGAAGAAUCUGGGGAAGGAAAGCAAAUAAAAUCUGAAAUUUUGGUACCGUAUCAACCAUCGAUACCUUUGCAAAAAUUCUUAACAGUUAUCUGCAAAGAUUUAAAUAAGAUUAUACCUCAUACACUUCCAAAGAAGGUACUGCAGCAAAUUAUAGAAAGAAUAAUUACAGAAUUGUUUAAUUAUUAUCUUAACUCAUUGCAAGAUAUAGACCUCAGGCAGAAACAAGCAUUUCAAAUAUUAUAUGAUAUAAAAUAUUGUACAUUGCUUAUGGUGCCACGUGAAAACAAAAUUCUCAAUGAAUUAUCAAACAAAACUUGCGAUGCAGUGCUUACAAAGAUAGAUCCAUUCGACUAUGAUGUUUUCAAUCCAUUUAUUCACAUUAAUAUCAGAAAAUCCGUUCAAAGAUCUUUGUUGAUAUUUGGCAAUUUGGUAUCUCAUUUAGAGCAAUUACAUUCGACUUUGGGUGCACGCAAUGAACAUGCAAGUAUUGAUGGAGGGAAAAACGAACCACCUGCAAUACUUGCAGUGUGUACGGGAGCACCAUGGUUCCCACCACUAACAGUAACUGCUCCUACAAGGAAUUUGCCAGUUAUAUCAGUAAUGAUUCCAGAUAAAGCACAGCGCAAGAAAGUAACGACAAAAGAGAACACAAGAAAUGAUUCGACCAGUGCAACGAUAAAAUCCGGCGCGGCCGCGUUUUUCGGUGCAAUGGGCUCAGAUUGGUUCGGGAGUAGUAGUUAACUAAUUUGUUAACAAACUCUCUUCGCACAUUUUAUAAAGAAUGUAAAUAUCAAACAUUGUGUAAAUAAUAUGUCAAUAGAAGAUAUCUCUUUUUACUACAUUGUAUCUAUUUUAUACCAGUUAAAUAAAUUAACGAAUCUGUAAAUAUAUGCAUUACAAA